Molecule: messenger RNA, 1542 nt
Organism: Apodemus sylvaticus (European woodmouse)
Lineage: Eukaryota; Metazoa; Chordata; Mammalia; Rodentia; Muridae
Gene: S100a3
Product: S100 calcium binding protein A3
Exons: 5
Coding region: 881-1186 (101 amino acids)
Cellular component (GO): cytoplasm
Molecular function (GO): transition metal ion binding
Source: RefSeq, a predicted model, not a curated record
GGAGCAGAAGGGGGCAGUGUGGAGUCGGAGGUCUUGAAGACAGCUCCUCCUUGAAGACAGCUCCUCCUUGAAGACCCCUCCCUUGGGCCCAGCUGAAGGACACUGUUUGUUUUUCUCCAUGGAGAAGACGCUCUGGGGACUGUUCUGACACCAACGGAGUCCUUUCUGUUGAAGAGGAUGUUGAGUCACUUCCAUCCUGCCUGUGCCCUGACUACAGAGAGCCAGCACUGUGCAGCACAGCUUCGCUCAUCGGCCUGGCAGGAGGCACAUCUGUCACUCUGUGAGAGUCCCUGGUGUGAAGAAGGAAACAUUCCUGCUCAAGGGAGCUCCCCUUUACGUGGCAGGCAGAGACUCUGACCUCAGUAGACAAGAGUUUGUGAAAGGUUUGGCCCCUCUUGGAGCCUUGUACUCCGAGCUGUUCCCAGGGCUACUGCCAGGUGAUUCUGGGAGCCCAUGGUCACAUCUGUGCUCUGCAUUCCUGGCACAGGACUACCUGGAAAGCCGCCCGGCGCAGAACAGAGUGGUGGACCGGAAACCAGCUUCCUCGUGAGUUCGGGAGCUUGGGGACAUGCCAACACUCUCAUGAAUCUGUGGCCCAAAUUGGUCCAUUAUCACUUGGCGUAGAGAGGCAAGAACGUGCAAGCCUGACAGCUCGUGGCUCCCCAGGAGGAACACCCUAAUUUCUAGGCUUCAAAAUACCUCCUGACGAUUCCCUCCAGCGAGAUAAGCAAUUCGCAGCCAAAGGCCACCACACUCGACACUCCGUGAUCUGGAGGCUGGGCAGAGAGGAUGCCCAUGGCCUCAGACUUCUCACCUGUAAAUAAGGUCUCCCCUGCACAGACUCUCUCUGGAGGUACACCCUAAGAGCGUUCAAGUGAGGAUGACCCGGCCCCUGGAGCAGGCAGUAGCUGCCAUUGUGUGCACCUUCCAGGAGUAUGCAGGGCGCUGUGGGGAUAAAUACAAGAUCUGCCAGUCGGAGCUCAAGGAGCUGUUGCAGAAGGAGCUGCCCACCUGGACCCCGACUGAGUUCCGGGAGUGUGACUACAAUAAAUUCAUGAGCGUCCUGGAUACUAACAAGGACUGCGAGGUCGACUUUGGGGAGUAUGUGCGCUCACUUGCCAGCCUCUGUCUCUACUGCCAUGAGUACUUCAAGGAGUGCCCCCCUGAGCCCCCUUGCCCCCAGUAGCCUCUGAUCCAAAGGCGAAUGCUAUCCCAGAAGGGCAGGGUCUGCUCCAGUGUUCCAUCUUUGUCCUUGAGGUGGUCCUGGGUGUGUAGCCACACCCUUCCUACUCUCUCUGUGGUGCCCCUUUCAAUCCAGACUUGCCAAGUCUUUGAAGAGCUCACCCAGCUACCCACGGGCUUGAGAGGCUUUCUUAGGGAUGUCUAGCUAGCGAGGGGUGGAACAGUAGCCAGCCUUUGCUCCUUCUCUUCUUGGAAGGGAAGAACAUCUCUGCUCUCACCUUCGAAGCUCUGCCAUGCACACACAGUUGGGACCACUGUGGCAGGGGCCUCCUCAACUCCCAAUAAAGAAAUGUCAUCUUG